CAAAGAAUCUGAUGAUGGAUGUGGUGUGCAGAAGCAAAGAAUUCACAGCUUUUGCUUUUGAGAGAGAAAGCAAAGCACGCACAAGGAAAGCAGCUAAUGUGUAUGCAUUGCAUAUGCAUGGGCCGUUUCCCAUGCUAGCUAGUUCAAGGAGAAGUGACGCGAGGGCGUGUAACUUUCAGUUUGCUUGUGUAGCGUAUCAAGGUCAAGACUUCUGCCAGUGCAGCAAUUAAUCAAGGAAGGAAAUUGGAUCUGGAGAUUUCUGUAGACUGUUCUACGGGUUAGAUAUUCGGAACGGAACUGCUGACAUUGGAAGGAUUGAUUCGAUUCAUCAUGCCUAUGUCUAUACCAGAGGAGAUCAAGAUCCAAGCAAAAAACAUCGAUGCUGCAGCAGGGGAGAUAAUUGGCGUUUUGGAGGAUACAAGCAAAGGAAAUGUGAUCUUUGUCAAUGGUUUGUAUGGGUUUGGGGCAUCAGCAGCACUCAAGGCAGUAGCACAACGUCUGAAAUCAUCAAAAUCAAAGUUUGACAGGGUUAUUCAUGUGGAUUGCUCGUUGUGGAAAAGCAUGAGGGCCCUGCAAAAGGCAGUUGCGGAGGAGCUGGAGCUUCCGCCGUCGGUGAUGGCCAUCUUCGAUCGGUUGGACGAGGAGGAUGAUUUCAGUGGGAUAGAUGAAGGUUCUCGACGGGUGAUAGCAGCUAUUAGCACAGAAAUCUUCAAAAAUCUCAUUAAUAGUAGAUUUGUGGUGAUAUUUCACAAUGGGAGCAACGAAUACAUUGAUCUGUACGAGUGUUGUGGUGUCCCAGUAUUAUCAGUUUUGAGUAAUAAGGUGCUGUGGACAUGUCACGGGAGGUUUCGCAGCUGUCCUGGUGACUUCAAUAUAAUGACGCAUACUGAUGUCGUUAUCGAUUAUUCUGAUGAUGAUUGCAUCUGCGAUGAAGCAUUAUUGGAAGAGGCCAAGGAGAUUGUCGCUUAUAUGUGUAUUCCAGAGCCUGACAUGAACCAUAUGAUUGUUGAGAAGUGCUUUCAGUACGUCUGUGCAUUGGGUUCUCGAUCUACCUUGUCCUUCAAGUGGGAGAACCAUGCUUCAAUCUACUUGGUAUGCGAUGGGAUUAUACAAGGGCAAGGCGAUACAUCAGCAUGGGUAAUUGCCGAUGCUCUACAGAGAAACAUGUGUUUGAAUAGUCUUCUACAAUGGCCUAAUCACCUUCGUCGUCACCUGCUUCAUGACCGCUGGGUUUUGGUGCAACCUGAUGAGGUUGGCAUAGUGCUUUCUGAUGUGACAUCCUUCUUCGCCGUACCAGAUACUACAUACCCUGUCCGAAUGACGACAUUACCAGAUGGCAUAUUCCAACAUUCGCACAGCAGCAAGCUUCGUGUGUUACAUCUCUCUGAUCACAGCUUCAGUUUUGAAUCGCCUCCCUUCCUGUGUUGCAGCCAGCUAAGACUCCUCCAUCUGAACAACUGCACAAAUAUCCCAUCUGAUAAGCAUCCAAGCCACAACGAAGACAUGUCAUGCUUCCAGAAGCUAUGGGUGCUGCACCUGAGGUAUACAAACUGGUAUCGAUUACUAUCAGAAGAGAUGAUGAACUUCAUGGCUGACCUCAGGGAGUUGUAUGUGAAGGGAGUCAAGGGUUGGAGCAUAGGUGAUUUACGUGGUAGGGGACCUUCCCUUGUCAAGGUCCACGUAGAAUCACGGUACUACUUUAUUAAUCAUGCACCAUUCCCUGACCUGUCCAGCGUAAGCUUCCUCAAGACGAUCAUCCUUUACAAUUGUGUUGAUCUGGAACAAGUUGUCCCCGGCGUGCUGCCCCCAUCGCUUGAGUCAUUCACCUUCAAAACUGGAAAUUGUGGCACCGACAUAUCUAGCAUUUCCUUCCGGGGUUGUUCUCAGUUGAAGAGUAUACUACUAAUAGGAGUUCUAGGGAGCCUUGAGGAGCUGGACCUCUCGGGCACAAUAGUGAAAACCCUUGACCUCAGGGAAGUGAGAGUCCGAAACCUCAAACAUCUCAUCUUGCUGGGCUGCGAGAAGCUCUGUGCAAUAUUAUGGCCAUCAGAAUACGGCAUGACAAAGGUUUUGGAGGUACUGCACAUCGACACCAUACGAUAUACAUCACCUGGCCAAGCUAAUUGGGAAGAAAAACCCAGGGAUCCUAUUGCAGCUAUGGGGUCAUCAUCUAUUCUUGUUGCUACUGCUACAGAGCUGGGCAUCAGUCCACAUGCACCAUUUGAAGUUAAAUGGUACAUCUCUACAACGGAUACAAGGAUCCUUAGGUCGCUUGAACCAGUUAAAAGAUAUAUUGAGCACAGUCAUGUAUAUAUGGAAAUGGGUUCAUCUCCUACAAGUGGCGCUACUGUUGGUGACAGUGAAGUUGCUCAAGGAAUCCGGAGUCUGUAUCAGCCUGGUAAUUAUUUAUAUGCAAGGGAUGCCUUCUUUCAAAGGGACCUACAGGCUGACGCUGAUAAUGAAGGUGCAACCAGCUGGAUGUGGGAUUGCCCAGCUAGUCCUACUCCAAGGGCCCAAGACUUGUAUCUUCACAUACAUGAUGAGCAGGAGGUGAAGAGGGGACUACUACAGCAAAAACAGAGCAACACUCAAGGAAUUAAUGUUAGCGCUGUUUUCCCUGGUUUCAUAGUUAACAAUGCUCGGAUGCUUCACGUGCAUGAUAGCUCAUCCGUCACUUGCAUCACAUGCCCACAACCACAAGGUUCAUGCUGGAGGUGGCUUGAAUGGUGCCGAGUCGAGAGGUGCCCCAAGCUAAGUACUGUCUUUUAUACUCCCCAACCAAGUGAGGGUGAUAGCUUCUGUUAUGAGUUGGCCACAUUCUGGGCAUCUGAACUCCCAAAGGCAUGCUACAUCUGUGAUUGGAGUGCAAUACGUAUGUUUUCCUUUGCACACAUAGUACUAUUGCACCUGGACUAUUGCCCUAGGCUCAUACAUGCGCUUCCCUUGUCCGAGUCUGUGGACACUUUGCCUCAUUUGGAUACCCUGGAGAUUGUGUGUUGCGGUGAUCUAAGGGAGGUCUUCGCUUUGGACCCUAAGCAAAAGUGGCAGAGAAUUAUAAAAUGCCCCAAGCUAAGGCGCAUUCACCUGUACGAGCUCCCCAGCCUGCAGCACAUCAGUGGGAGCAGGAUGUCCGUGCCCAACUUGGAGACCGUCAAGAUCAGGGGCUGCUGGAGCCUCAGGAGCCUACCAGCCGUCAGCAGAAACAACGAGAAGCUGCCUAGUGUGGACUGCGAGAAGGAUUGGUGGGAUAACCUGGAGUGGGAUGGGGUGGAAGCGAACCACCAUCCUUCACUCUAUGAUCAUAACCACUCGUCGUACUACAAGGCCCAGCAGCAAAGAGGCACAGUACUAAGGUAAUCAGUUCCUUCCAUGGGACAUGAGCGUCGAUCCUGUCAUCCUGUGGUGCUCCCUACGCAGCGGAUGUCUUUGCUGCAGUGUAUCGUUUCAUGUUGCUUUCCCUACUUCAUGUUGUUUUGAUUGGUUUGGUUGCGCUUUUGCAUCUGCAAUGCCAAGGUGCGGAGCCUUUGCAGCUGCAUGGAUCUGCGUUGCCAUGGUGUGGUGGUAUCAUCCUCAGAGUUUGGUUUGGUUUGAUUUGAUUUGAUUUGAUUUGGUUGGCUUGGGCAGCUCCGCUCGAUUGAGCCACAUAUGCGUCAAAGACUCAAAGUAAGCAUCCAUCAUCUGGUUUGAUAGAUGAUGCGUGUUGCAAGCUUUGAGCAAAAUAGAAAUGAAUAAGAGAGUGCAUUCAGCCUGGGCAGUAUGAGCGUCCUGCCAGCUCAUGCUGCUUAGAUGCAUGCUGCUCCUGUGUGUUUUGUGUUGUGGUGCGUGAUUUGUAAGCUAUGGACUGAUUGUUGUAAUAAUGGUUGAACUAUUA
This is a messenger RNA of Triticum dicoccoides, 3871 nucleotides long. RefSeq lists its product as uncharacterized. The transcript is spliced from 4 exons. The record is from RefSeq and is a predicted model, not a curated record. Bases 331 to 3357 code for a protein of 1008 amino acids. NCBI's taxonomy places the organism in Eukaryota, Viridiplantae, Streptophyta, Magnoliopsida, Poales, Poaceae.